Molecule: messenger RNA, 4083 nt
Organism: Salarias fasciatus (jewelled blenny)
Lineage: Eukaryota; Metazoa; Chordata; Actinopteri; Blenniiformes; Blenniidae
Product: apoptosis-stimulating of p53 protein 1-like
Exons: 24
Coding region: 283-3573 (1096 amino acids)
Biological process (GO): regulation of apoptotic process
Cellular component (GO): nucleus
Molecular function (GO): p53 binding
Source: RefSeq, a predicted model, not a curated record
UCCUUUUCUUCAUUAAAGCGUUUCCUCUGCGGGGCUAAAGCACCACAGAGAAGGAAAGAGGCGGGAAGGAAGAGGAGGGAGGAGGAGAGCAGAGGAGUCGGACUUUGAGGCUUUCCAAGCAUCUGGAUCUCCACUGAGCCAGGAGGAAGGUUCGGAUGUAUGGGAAAGUGUCUGAAAACGCAAGAAAAGAAGGGAAAAAAGCCCGUGAAAGGAGGACCGGAGGACGAGAAAAGUUGGUGUUCGUGACGGCUGAGGAGGACGACGGGGACCAGAGCGGCAGGAAUGUUGCCGGUGAUCCUGACCGUUUACCUCAAUGACACCCAGCAGAUGCUAACCGAGGUCCCGGUUACUCCGGCAACCAGAGUGGUCGAUGUGGUCGAGUACUGCAAAGAGGCCGGGGAGGGCGAGUGUCACCUCGCCGAAGUAUGGAACGGCCACGAGCGCGUUCUCCCUCAGGAGUUACUGCUGCUGGACCUCCUUCAGCAGUGGGGGGCCAGGAGGCCGGAGGUCAGCUUCUACCUCAGACACUGCCCCUCCUGGACGCAAGGAAGUCAGCAGCCUUUGGAGCAGAGCUGGACCGCAGAGACAGCCGAGAGUGCUAAUGACGGGGUUCCCCGUGUGGAGCUGACCCUCUCAGAGCUCCAGGAAAUGGCCACGAGGCAACAGCAACAAAUAGAAGCUCAGCAGCAGAUGUUGGUCGCAAAAGAGCAGCGGCUGAGGUAUCUCCAGCAGGGAGGCAGGUCAAACCAGGGCCAGUCACAGUCCGAAGCCGAGAAGCUGCAGCGGCUGAAGGAGCGAGUGGACACUCAGGAGGCAAAGCUGAAGAAGAUCCGAGCCAUGAGAGGCCAGGUGGACUACAGCAAACUGAUCAACGGGAACCUCUCUGCAGAGAUCGACCAUGUGAGCAGCCUGUUCCAGGAGAAGCAGGCGGAGCUGCAGUCUGCAGUGAUCAGAGUAGACCAGUUGACUCAGCAGCUGGAUGAUUUGAGGAGAGGACGCCUUCAGCUGCACUCUGUCGCACCAGGUCAUGGAGGGGCGCACACAGGGUCCCAAGGCCCAACCGCUGGCCAUAAAGGCUCCCCUCUGUCCGGCCCUGCAGCCCUGGAGCUGAGGAAGCUCUACCAAGAGCUGCAGGCUCGUAACCGUCACAACCUAGAGCAGAGCAGCAAGUUGGCUCAGAACAAGGAGCUGCUGAACAAGAGGAACGCCCAGGUGACGGUGAUGGACCAGCGCAUCAGUGACCUGAGAGAGCGGCUGCAUAAGAAAAGAGCAGAAUUGAGCCGUAUGAACGGCGCGGCCCCGUCGUCGCCUCAGAACGCCUCCCACCCCGCCGGCGGGGUCUCUGGCCGGGUGGCCGCCGUCUGCCCCUACAUUCAGGUCCCUGCCGAGGGGAGGCAGGAGGCGGGGUACCCCCUGCCGGCCGACCCGCCACACAAACCCACCCCACUCAGCCACAUCCGCUCCCUCUCAGAGGAGGACAGGAGUGGCACCAGGAAGUCUCCCAACCAAUGGAAAGUGUCAGAUUUAGACGUCGUCCUGUCAGAGCCCCCCGAGGCGCCGGAGGGGCCUCGGUCCCCUCAGAGGGACGACAGUAACAGCACCAAUGAAGCGUCAUGGCCGAGCCUCAGUAAGAGCGUCCCGGACUGGAGGACCAACAGUCCAGAACAGCAGCAGCUUCCCUCUGGUUAUGGUACCUACCCCAGCGCCACCCACCAGACAGCGGGGCACCACUCCGCCACCAGCUCGCUUCCCCGCUCGGCGCCCGGUACUCUGGGCUGGCCUCGAUCCAGUGCCGCCAAUCCUCCGUCCUCUUCCUCCUCUUCCGCAGCGUCCGUCUCUUCACAGCAAAUACAGCAGCGUAUUUCUGUCCCUCCCAGUUCUGGCCAAGGUUCUUCCAGCGCCUCGCAGGCCUCUCCACUGUCCCCACAAACCGAGCGCUCCGAUCACCCCCCCGCGGUGGCCGUGCGCCCCUACGUCCCCGACCACCCCUCCAGGCCACAGUCCCCCAGGAAGGGCCCCGCCACCAUGAACAGCAGCUCCAUCUACAGCAUGUACCUCCAGCAGCCUCAGGCCAAGAACUACGGCUCCCUCAGCAACAGGACGGCUGUGAAAGCAGUCUACGGUAAACCCAUCCUCCCCACCUCCUCCGCUUCUCCGUCCCCAGUCCCUUUCCUCCAAGGAGGAGGAGGAGGAGGGAAAGCAGCAGGGGAGGAUGCUCCAGAUAAAGAUGGAGGGAGAGGAGGUGGAGGAGAGAGCACCGACUCACAGAUCCUCCCCCCACCCAGCGUGGACAACAUCCCCCGCCCUCUAAGCCCCACCAAGCUCACCCCUGUUGCUCACUCCCAGCUGCGGUACCAGAGCGAUGCGGACCUCGAGGUCCUCCGAAGACGCCUCAGCAACGCUCCGCGGCCCCUGAAGAAACGCAGCUCCAUCACUGAACCCGAGGGGCCUCAGGGGCCAAACAUCCAGAAACUACUGUACCAGAGAUUCAACACGCUGGCGGGAGGCAUGGAGGGAGGCUCAGGUAGCACUUUCUACCAGCCAGACUGCCUCCUGGGAGACAUGGACAACAUCCACUCUGCCAACGGGAACCUAGAGUCUGGUGACAAGCUCGUCAGUGCGACUGUCGUGGAGAGCGAAGGCCAGAACCUCAACUCGGACCCCCGCCGCUCGUCACCACCUCACGCUGCGGCGGAGACGCCCAAAGAGAAGACGGCGGCGGUGAAGACGGUCAGCAGCGCGUCCCAGCCGGCCCAGCCCAGCCCUUCGCCCGCCCCCAGCAGGCCCGAGGACCAGAACAACAACAACCAGAAGGGCUCCAGUCCCACGCCCGUCUCAGGGGGCCACACCUCCCCAGCUCCGUCGCCUCCUGCCCCGCCCUCACUGCCCAAAGUGAAGCGAACCAACCUGAAAAAGCCGGCAUCCGAGCGGACAGGCCACGGCCUGAGAGUGAAGUUUAACCCUCUGGCUCUGCUGCUGGACGCCUCCCUGGAGGGAGAGUUCGACUUGGUGCAGAGAAUCAUCUAUGAGGUGGAGAACCCCAGCAUGCCCAACGACGAAGGCAUAACUCCUCUCCACAACGCCGUGUGCGCCGGCCAUCACCACAUCGUCAAGUUCCUCCUGGACUUCGGAGUGAACGUGAACGCGGCCGACAGUGACGGAUGGACACCGCUGCACUGCGCAGCUUCCUGUAACAGCGUCCACCUCUGUAAGAUGCUGGUGGAGUCGGGGGCGGCCAUUUUCGCCACGACAAUCAGCGACGUGGAAACGGCAGCAGACAAAUGUGAAGAAAUGGAGGAGGGCUACACGCAGUGUUCGCAGUUCCUCUACGGUGUGCAGGAGAAGCUGGGCGUGAUGAACAAAGGCCUGGUGUACACGCUGUGGGACUACACCGCCCAGCAGGCCGACGAGCUGUCCUUCAGCGAGGGCGACGCCCUCACCGUGCUGCGCCGCCGCGACGACACUGAGACGGAGUGGUGGUGGGCUCGGCUGAACGACCGCGAGGGAUACGUCCCCAGGAACCUGCUCGGGCUGUAUCCAAGGAUCAAACCCAGACAACGCUCUCUGGCAUAAAGCCCAGAGCAGAGCCACAUGCACGCUCACCGAGGACCCAUGCACACUGCAAGAAGAAAAGGGGGAGGAAGAGGAAGAAAAGGGUGGAGGCUGAGAGAAAGGAGGAGGAGGAUGAGAGGAGCAACAGUAGAGCCACUAUUUACCCUUUGUUUGGUCAGAGUUGAGUCACUUUCUGGUUGAAGCAGAGUCUGUUUUCACAGAUUUGCUGCGGUGGCAAAUGAAACAAGUCUGGAUCUUCUUCUUCUAAGCGAUCAUAGCUUGGCAACUUUACAAGAGCUCAGCAGCAUGAGAGAUGCUCAAUAAAAGAAGAGAGAAAAAAAAGAGUAUUAAAAGUUAAAAGUCAUUUGGCCGCAGCUUUAAGAUCCACCCAGCUUAGAGCAUUGAAACAUGAGCUUAGAGUUAUAACAUUCAGUCUGUCGGAUCUUCUCAGCUUUAAAUGUCACUUUAUUUUUAUACGGUGUUAAUGAGAAAAAAACAAAAAAAAAAAAACAGGUUACAACACUCAGUUUA